AUGUCGUUAGAUUUAUAUAAGCAUGGGGAUUGUAAUGAGUUUAAAGCUGGAGAGGUGGACAAUAUGUUGCGAUCAAAAGGAAGGAACAAGUUGUUUGACGAAAAAGGCGUGUUUGGGCGGGUCUGUAGACACGAAUAUCCUAAAGGUUUUAUCAAUAUGAAGCAUGGCGAAAGACACAGUAUUGCCGCCCAAGAUGCUGAAAAUCAUGAUGCCAUUAAUGAUUUAGUAAGGAAAAGAAGACGAACAUUGAAGACCGUUGAAUCGAUGGAGCGAAAACAUCACGUCAUAAGAAGGUGGAAAGUUGGCGACGUUAAGUACAAUACAGCUGUGCGAUCUCUUGAAGAAGAUAGAAAGAACCGCGUGUUGGAGAGCUUGUACUCUUUGGCAGUCGAACGGGCGUUUCUACUGACGUUAAAGAAAAAAUACGCAGUCAGACACCAUAUUUGGUGUGAUCGUAUUGAAGGACUCCCGAGUUUUCUUGCGUUUGACGAUGUAAAAGAUCCAGAAUCCUAUCUUUUUCAAGACUUUAAAAGUAUUGACGACGACGAAAACAACGUUCCGUUCUCUGUGAAAAGAACUGUAAUCGAUCUUCACUGCCUUACUGAAAGAUGUAAGGAAGAAAUUGAGUUAAUAAACAUCGAGGUAGCAAGGUUGGUUAAGUAUCACUUGGUAAGAAAGGCCACAUUCCAGGAAAUCGUCGAGAAGCACAACGCAGACCAUGCCCUUCACAUGAGAGGUCUUUCGUGCGUCAUGCAAAAAAGGGCAUAUGAAGAAGAAAAUAAAUUGUACUUGCUCCGUCAAACACUUAGUGAUAGUGUAUUGGAAGUGUCGUCUUUACCUCAGCAUAAGUACGGGUUUUGCAACGUCAUCGAAUAUAAUUCCAGCGAUUGUGGGGAGUCGUGCACGAAAUCAGUAGAUCAUGAUUCUGAGAGUGACUCUGAGUGUGAAAGUGAUGAUGAUGAUGUGUAUGAAUUAGCAGCCUCAGAUGAAGAUGAUGAUGACGUAUUGCCCCCUUAAUAAUACAAUUAUGUAGCGUACAAUAUUAUGUUUAGUCUAUAUAAAGAUGCAUACAUUUUUCCCAGGUCCUUUUCCAUCGUCACAACACCAUUGGAAUGUCUUUCCCACGAACAUUUUCCCAAAAAUUACGUUAUUAAUAAUAAAUAUACACUAACUAUGGUGAAAUACACAAUUUGAU
This is a messenger RNA of Dendronephthya gigantea, 1195 nucleotides long. RefSeq lists its product as uncharacterized. The record is from RefSeq and is a predicted model, not a curated record. The transcript has 6 exons. The coding region runs from base 1 to 1017 and encodes 338 amino acids. NCBI's taxonomy places the organism in Eukaryota, Metazoa, Cnidaria, Anthozoa, Malacalcyonacea, Nephtheidae.